This is a messenger RNA of Pseudozyma hubeiensis SY62, 2277 nucleotides long. Its product is annotated as L-kynurenine/alpha-aminoadipate aminotransferase. NCBI's taxonomy places the organism in Eukaryota, Fungi, Basidiomycota, Ustilaginomycetes, Ustilaginales, Ustilaginaceae. The coding region runs from base 1 to 2277 and encodes 758 amino acids. The record is from RefSeq and is a predicted model, not a curated record. The transcript has a single exon.
AUGGCUUCCGACGUCUUCUACAACCGUAUUCCUUACACACAACAUCGCGUACCACCACCUCAUGAUCUUCUGACAGCAUCCGGCUCUUCUGGCACCGCUUCGCCAUCCACGCAUACUCAGUCGCAACGGUCGGCCGCCUCUACAAUUCGCUCAAGAGGCACUCUCACCUUCCCUCCUCUAUUCCUCGAUCCCGUCGACCAACAUGCCGCUCACGACCCCGCAUCCUCCAACCAGCCCAACCCCGGAUCACAACAACCACCGGGUACCUUCGUCCUCGGGUCCACAUUCUACCACCACCCGGAACUCAACGCCCUCGUAUCGAACCACCUCAUAGAUGCGUCCGCCAACGAGCUAGAUGGAACGGGACAUGCCUUCCUCAGCAGCAUCUUUGCAAAUCGAGACGGCGGAGCAAACGAUGACGAUUCGGACGCAGACGAAGCGGGAGGCGGUGCCAAUGCAGAUGCCGCGCCGGCUGUACCUAGGCCAAAGAUCACAUCCGAGUUCGUGAGCUUAAACGAGGAUCUCGUUCCGGCGUCUCUCGAUAUGCAUGGAGAUAUGUUACCCGCUGAUCAACAUCCCUCGUAUCCCUUUGGGAACCUUUUCGGUCCACUCGGCGGCAUGAUUGCGGCAGACAGCGCCAUCGUCGGCGGUACACUCUCGGCAAAUGCCGCUGCAAACCUCGGCGCCGGUCUAGGGGAUACAGCUGCAACCCUAGGAUUGGACUUUGGCGGCGGCUUGGACGGUUUCAUCAACCUCGGUCAGUCCAGUCACGGUCGCAGAAGUGCAGUCAGCAACGCCUGGAACAGCUUUAUCAACAAAGCUUCCCGCUCCAAACUCGUCGGCUCCGCAGGCACCUAUACGGAUUGGAAUGUCGAUUCGCAUCAUCAUGGCUCGACUUCCGGGGCGGCGAAGGAUGGGGAUGCUGCAACGUCACAGGUCGACACGAUAAGGUCGGCAAAGAAGCUGGAUCUGUCGCCGAAUUUGCUUUUCCGGACUACUACAUCGACUGUUUUGGCUCCUCCGAUGUGGCCAUUCCGACGACACGGUCCCGGGUGUACCUCGUAUGCGGCGCUGCUGCGGCCAGGCUCCAACAUAUAUGGGAGUGGUCCCGCGAGUCAGGCGGUGGCAGCAACACUGGGUGGAUUGCCGGCUUCGUCUAAGAUCCUAAAGGAGGUAUGGUCCGACUUGGCAUUGGAGCAGCUGGUGCCCGCCAACGUUGGUGAAACGUCGGCUGUACGGCAUCUUUCCAACGCGGAAGACGACGAAGACGAAGAGGCCGAUGCCGCGUCUGGGGAAAGCCGAGGCAAGAAACGUGCUAGAACAGAUCCGGAUCCGGACAGCAUCUUUGCCAAGCGAGUUGCCACCAUGGAAGCCGAUCCAUUGGAUCUUCUCGGACCCAUCUCACGCGAGAUUCGCGGCCAGGCAAGUCGACCCUGGGGAACAGCCACCCAGCCCCUUCCGCACACACAACGUCGCCGUCGCAAACGACGCCACUCGUACUCGGACGAAUCAGCGGAUUCCUCCGCCGAAGCGGAACACGACGAUGCCGAACAAGGUUUCGCACAACGCGAUCUGCUCCGCUACUCGUUCGCCCUUCCACCCGCCCAAUACAGCUGGACGGAGGAACCGGAUGACGAGGAGCAAGAGCACGAUGAGCAAGUCGAGUCGACGCUGCACGUCGAACCGGAUGGCAUCGGGUGGUCUACCGCGAAAAGGAUAUUUGUGAAUGAGGAGAGGGAUAGGUUGUUGCCGGAGGUGGCGUCGAGAGCGACGAAUGCGGGUGGGUUGGAGGCGUACAGGGUUAGAGGUUUGAGGGCGAAUCGUGGCGUGCUGCCGAGACAGGCGUGGAGGUGGGGCGAUGGUCCGCUGGACGCGGACGAGGCCGGAGGUGCAGAGGUGAGCUUUGCAACCGAGAUGUCGGCCAGUACGUCGCAGAGGACCGAUCUGGCGAGGACAGACAACGCAAGACGGGAUGGAGGGAACAGCGUCGAAGAUUCCGAAGGUGAGGUGCAGUACGACCACGACGACGAGGAAAGCCAAGGGACGUGGGAACAGGCAGACGGGGAAGAUCAGGAGUUGCAACGUGCGCUGUUGAUGCAGUAUCAGCAGGGUAACGGCGACAGUGGUGAUGGACAGCACCAGCUAGAGGACGAAGACGAUGUGCUGGAUGUGGAAGAGGAGGAAGAGGCGCAGGUGGAGUACGAUCUGGAGGAUGCGCAGUACGACGAAGAAGAUGAAGCGCAAGAUGAUCACGUAGAAUCCUUCGACGAGGAGUAG